This is a messenger RNA of Gekko japonicus, 1549 nucleotides long. Its product is annotated as tripartite motif-containing protein 7-like. The record is from RefSeq and is a predicted model, not a curated record. The transcript has 7 exons. Gene Ontology annotation, molecular function: protein binding; zinc ion binding. Lineage: Eukaryota; Metazoa; Chordata; Lepidosauria; Squamata; Gekkonidae.
AUGGCAUCUGGGUGUCCCGUGGAAGAGCUCUGCGAGGAAGUCACCUGCUCCAUCUGCCUGGACUAUUUCAGAGACCCGGUGACCGUAGCGGAGUGCGGCCACAGCUUCUGCCGGGCCUGCCUGACCCAGAGCUGGGGGGAGUCGGGGGGCGAGGCUUCCUGCCCAGUGUGUAGAGGGAAAGCUCAGCCAGGGAACCUCCGGCUUAACCGGCAGCUGGCAAAUGUUGUGGAAAUAGUGAAGAAAAUCAAUCUUCAGGGGGGAAAUGGGGAAGAAGUGAAGGAGGAAGUUUGCAAGAAACACCAGGAGCGCCUGAAACUUUUCUGCCGAAACGAUGAGACCCUCAUCUGCGUCGUCUGCGAUAGAUCCAAGGAACACAAAGAUCAUGAGGUGAUGCCUGCUGAGGAGGCUUCUGGAGAGUAUAAGGACAAAUUAUGUAUCUGCCUAGAAUCUCUGAAGGAGAAGAGAGAAAGAACCCUGGCAUGGAAAGCAAACGUGGAAAAGGAAAGCCGGGAGCUGCUUGAGCAAACAGGAACAGAGAGGGAAGAGAUCCUGGCUGAGUGCAGACAGCUACGCCAGUUCCUGGAGGAACGAGAGAGACAUCUGCUGGCCCAGGUGGAGGAGGUGGAGAAAGAGAUUGAGAGAGAAAGGGAUGAGCACCUGGCCAGACUUUCUGGGGAACUGUCCUCUCUUGAAAAUGUCAUUCGAGAGAUGAAGGAGAAGAUUCAGCAGCCAGCAACGAAACUCCUACAGGAUGUCAGAAGCACCUUGCAGAGGUAAAAGGAGAAGAAGAAGUCUGAGGACCCAGUGGCUUUUUCUCCUGCACUGAAGUGGAGAAUCUGGGACAUCUUUGACCUCAAUGUCUUACUGAAAGGCGUUGCAAAGCAGUUCAGAGGCACUCUGAUGUCUGGUCUCCAGCUACACAGAGGAAAGGUGACCCUGGAUCCAGACACAGCCCAUCCUCAACUCAGGCUGUCUGAAGAUCAGAAAAGCCUGCGAUGGGGAAAGGAAGCCCAAGAUCUGCCCAACAAUCCUGAGAGAUUUGAUGACUAUUUUGCUGCGCUUGGACGUGAGGGAUUUACAGGAGGACGGCAUUUCUGGGAAGUCACUGUGGGAAGGGAGGGAGACUGGACUGUGGGCAUUACUAGGCAGUCUGUGAAGAGGAAAGGAAAAAUCUGCAUUGAUGCUGAGAAUGACUUGUGGUGCCUAGGGAAGGCAGGUGAGUUGUAUGGAUCACCGACGCUGGUUUUUCCUCUGUCCCUGAGUUCAGACCCGCAAAGGAUCCGAGUGUCUCUGAACUAUGCUGGGGGGCAGGUGGCCUUUUUCGAUGCUGACAAAGCAACCCUUCUCUUCCUGUUCUCAGAGGCCUUCUUCUCUAGAGAGACCCUUCAGCCCCUCUUUAUAGCGGGCAAAAACAGCUGCCUCAGCAUCUCUCCAUAAGGGACUCAUCUCUCCCUCACAGGCCCUGUGGGUGUUGUUGGUGAGACCAGCAUGAUUAAUAAAGAAUAUCUGACGAUUAUUUCCCAAGAGCUGCUUUUCUGAACCUCUACAU